This is a messenger RNA of Hirsutella rhossiliensis, 2397 nucleotides long. RefSeq names its product RNA recognition motif domain-containing protein. Gene Ontology annotation, molecular function: mRNA binding. Gene Ontology annotation, biological process: mRNA splicing, via spliceosome. Gene Ontology annotation, cellular component: cytoplasmic stress granule. Bases 1 to 2397 code for a protein of 798 amino acids. The transcript has a single exon. NCBI's taxonomy places the organism in Eukaryota, Fungi, Ascomycota, Sordariomycetes, Hypocreales, Ophiocordycipitaceae. The record is from RefSeq and is a predicted model, not a curated record.
AUGCAAGACCUUGAAGGAUCCGUUGGCCAGGGCGGUCCCGGUGCCAACGCCGCCAACCGCUUCCAGCAGGGCCAUGCCUCGAAGCCGUCUUUCGGCGACACCGGCUUCUCGCACGGCGCCUUUGCCUCCAACGUGACGGGCUUCGCUGACCGCCACCCUCGCCGAGGCAACGUGCCGCCUCUCAACACCCAGGCCGUCAAUCAGAGCCAGCAAGCUCCGGUGUCUCACGCAAACGACAUGACGACCCCGGGCACGGGCUUCGACAUGCAGUUCACCCCUCUGCUGCCCUCCCAGCUCCUCCUCGGAAGCCCGUUCCAGCCCGGCAGCCCUGCCGCCUUUGGCAGCCCUCAGUUUCAGAGCCUGUCGGGUUUUCAGCAGGCACAGCAGCAGCCGCACGGAGGCAGUCAGUUGCACAACGGGGGCAUGUCGAGCCCUGUCCAGCAGAGCAUCUCGUCCCAGUCCUACCAGGCAAUCGUCUCCCCGUCCACGUAUGGUGCCCCUCAGUUUUACCCGCCUCAGUCGCCGACCGGCGGUUUCAACAUCCAGACGCCCAUGCAGCCCGCUUCACCGGUCUCGAUGGGAUCCGGCGUUGUCACUGGCACCAGCCGGACUGUCUAUCUCGGCAACAUUCCCCCGGACACCUCGGCCGAGGAAAUCCUGGGUCACGUUCGGAGCGGUCAGAUCGAGUCUGUCCGUCUCUUGCCCGACAAGAACUGCGCCUUCAUCUCCUUUCUCGACGCCAGCUCCGCCACCCACUUUCACUCCGAUGCCAUCUUGAAAAAGCUCUGCAUCAAAGGCCAGGACAUCAAGGUCGGCUGGGGCAAGCCCUCUCAGGUACCUACCUCUGUUGCACUGGCCGUCCAGCAGAGCGGUGCCUCUCGCAACGUCUAUCUCGGCAACCUGCCCGAGGACAUUUCCGACGAGGAGCUGCGCGAGGAUCUCGCCAAAUUUGGGGCCGUCGACACCAUCAAGCUCGUGCGAGAGAAGAACAUUGCCUUUGUUCAUUAUCUCUCCAUUGCCAAUGCCAUCAAGGCCGUGUCCCAGCUGCCUCAAGAGCCCAAGUGGCAGGCACCCCGCCGUGUCUACUAUGGCAAGGACAGAUGUGCCUACGUCUCCAAGACGCAGCAGCAGAACGCCGCCCAGUACCUCGGCAUCGCUCCUGGGUAUGCGCACAUGUUGACUGGCGCUGACCGAGACCUCAUCUCCAAUGCUCUGGCUCAGCAGUCUGUCGCGGCUGCCGCCGUCGCGACGACUGCCGGUGGCAUCAACAACUUGGGCAACCGCACGAUAUACCUCGGCAAUAUUCAUCCCGAGACCACGAUUGAGGAGAUUUGCAACGUCGUCAGGGGCGGUCUGCUGCAUCACAUCCGCUACAUUCCGGACAAGCACAUUUGCUUCGUCACCUUCAUCGACCCUACAGCAGCCGCCUCCUUCUACGCCCUCAGCAACCUCCAGGGCCUCAUGAUUCACAACCGCAGACUCAAGAUUGGAUGGGGCAAGCACUCUGGCGCCCUGCCUCCGGCCAUUGCCCUGGCCGUCAGCGGCGGAGCCUCGCGCAAUGUGUACGUCGGCAACCUGGACGAGACGUGGACUGAGGAGCGCCUCCGCCAGGACUUUUCCGAGUACGGCGAAAUUGAGCUUGUCAACACGCUACGCGAAAAGAGCUGCGCCUUUGUCAACUUUACCAACAUUGCCAAUGCCAUCAAGGCCAUUGAGGCCAUCCGCGGCAGGGACGAGUACAAGAAAUACAAGGUCAACUUUGGGAAAGACCGCUGCGGCAAUCCUCCCCGGCAAAUGCAGCAGAACCACUCGCCUCGAGGCGACGGGGUGCCUUCUCCCCCGACCAACGGGUCCCAGAACGGCGGUUCGCCCCCGAACGGCAACACUCCUCAGCAAUCGGCUGUCCUCUUCAAUGCUUCCAGUAACCCCCUCACCGUCUACCUAAGCCAAGUAUCGCAGCAAGUGCAACAUCAGCACCAGCACCAGGGUCAGCACCCCUUGGUUGUGCAACAGAAUAUACUCUUCAACACGGCUCAGUCGUCGCCCAACGACUUGGAGAUGCCUCAGCAAGGCCAGAUGGGCGGUCACGGGCAGUCGGCGAGCAUCUCAAACGGUUAUGUUGCCAACGCCGCAACCUCAGGCCCGACUACCAUUGGCGGGCUGCUCGCGCCAGGCCCCCGCGGCCAGCACAGCCGAGCGGUCAGCUUGCCUGUCUUGGCCCCGGGCUUCGAGAACGGCGGCACCAGCCCCAGCAGCGUCCCAGGAAGCAACGGCAGCGAGGGCGAGCGACGUGGCCACCAGUACCAGUCCAGCUUUGGCGGCAUUGGUGCUGCUGGCUUCGGCCUCGCCAUUCAGGGUGGGCUUAACGGAUGGGUCGAAGAAGAGGUGGCCAACUAA